This is a messenger RNA of Nerophis lumbriciformis (worm pipefish), 1410 nucleotides long. The record is from RefSeq and is a predicted model, not a curated record. Lineage: Eukaryota; Metazoa; Chordata; Actinopteri; Syngnathiformes; Syngnathidae.
AUGGCGGCCACAAUGUUGAGGUCGCUUACCAAACUAGGACGUCCUUCAACAAAAUUAAUAUUAAAUCCAAUAAACAGUCAUAUCGGGAGCCCCAGCUGCGCUGUCUUACAAAGCAGGAAGAAACAAUGGCAGCCAGAUGUGGAGUGGACCGAGCAGUUUGCAGGCGCAGUGAUGUACCCCACUGCACUUAAUAAGAAUUGGAAACCACCUCCAUGGAACGACAAAGAUCCUCCGGCUGAGAAGGACGUCUCCAACCUGACCAUCAACUUCGGGCCGCAGCAUCCGGCUGCUCACGGGGUGUUGCGUCUGGUCAUGGAGCUCAGUGGCGAGUCUGUCAAAAAGUGCGACCCCCACAUUGGCUUACUUCACCGUGGCACAGAGAAACUAAUAGAGUACAAGACUUACCUGCAGGCUCUGCCCUACUUUGACCGCUUGGACUAUGUUUCCAUGAUGUGUAAUGAAGAGGCUUACUCGCUGGCUGUUGAAAGGCUGCUGAACAUCAGAGCUCCGCCUCGUGCUGAGUGGAUCCGAGUUCUAUACGGAGAGAUGACUCGCAUCUUAAACCACAUCAUGGCAGUCACCACUCACGCGCUCGACAUCGGCGCCAUGACCCCCUUCUUCUGGUUGUUUGAAGAACGAGAGAAGAUGUUCGAGUUCUACGAGCGAGUGUCCGGAGCCAGAAUGCACGCCGCUUACGUCCGACCCGGCGGUGUUCAUCAGGAUCUUCCUCUGGGCCUGAUGGACGACAUCUACGAGUGGUGCAAGAACUUCUCCGUCCGCAUCGACGAGGUGGAAGAGAUGUUGACUAAUAACCGCAUUUGGAAGAAUCGUACUGUGGACAUCGGUGUGGUGACCGCAGAGGAAGCCCUCAACUAUGGCUUCAGCGGGGUGAUGCUGAGAGGGUCUGGCAUCAAGUGGGACCUGCGCAAAUCUCAACCGUACGACAAGUACGACGAGGUGGAGUUUGACAUCCCGAUAGGAAGCAACGGCGACUGCUACGACCGGUAUCUUUGUAGGAUAGAGGAGAUGAGGCAGUCGCUGCGAAUCAUGCACCAGGCUCUGAACAAGAUGCCGGAAGGUGAGAUCAAGGUAGACGACGCCAAAGUGGCGCCGCCCAAGAGGUCUGAGAUGAAGAUGUCCAUGGAGUCUUUGAUUCACCAUUUUAAGCUGUACACCGAGGGCUACCAGGUCCCCCCAGGGGCCACGUAUACCGCAGUGGAAGCCCCCAAGGGAGAGUUUGGUGUUUACUUGGUGUCGGAUGGAUCCAGCAGACCCUACCGCUGCAAGAUCAAAGCUCCCGGAUUUGCCCACCUGGCCGGUCUGGACAAAAUGGCUCAAGGACACAUGCUUGCAGACGUAGUGGCUAUUAUUGGCACGCAGGACAUCGUGUUCGGGGAGGUGGACCGCUAA